AUGUCGCGGCCACCAUCACAGCAAUGUGGGCGUCCCACGCCGGAAUGGCCUCACCCUGACUCGGCUCCCCGCACCCAACACGGCGGACCGAUACCUUUCCCCUAUCCAUACCGACAAGAGCCUCGACAUGCUCUACCUCAACAUGCGGGCUACGAGAGCACAACGCACUUUGGUCCCCGGCUUCCGGCUUUGGUUUCGGAAAGAAGUGCAGACCCACGCUAUCUGCCUUCCGACAAUGCGUACAUCAACUUCCAGCCUACGCAACAGGCGCUACCGCUGCGAACGUAUCAUCCACCCCCGGCAAGCUCUGAAGCCCGGGAUCAUUACAACCCAUACGAAGAGAGAAUCAACCCAGCGUUGGGCCCUGCCCGGGACUAUGAUGGUCACCGGAGCCGGACGUACGACGUGGAGUCCCAACCCAGCAGCAGUUCCACGGCAAUGCCCAGCCCCGUCUGGUCAGAUAAAAGCACGACAACGCAUGCAUUCAAUCCCAUGCUACCCUUCACCCACCAAGAAUUAAAACCCCAAUCCCGGAACGCAAACUACAGAAUGCCCCACGGCUUCGACAAGCUCCUCCACCACGAACCAGUACCCCAAUCUCCUCCUCCACAGUCAAGACGUCCAUCCACUCAGUCCAGAUACCACCUGCACAUCCGUCAACAGCCCAUCGCAGCAAGAGCCUGCGGCGCAGGCGACCGCGACCGUCGCCCCGUCGAUCCACCCCCAAUCGUCCAAAUCCUCCUUACAGACUUCGACUCCAAGUCCCAAGAAGACAGAGACCUCCUCCAAGACCCCCGCUUCACCGUAGGCUGUCUCCUUUUCCCGGUAUCCACCUCAUCCUCCUGGUCCGAAACAGAACCCACCCGGACGCGAGACAAAGACAAAGACAAAGAAAAAGACGACAUAGCCCGAACAGACGACCCCCUCUCAACACCCCUCCUCUCCGGCAAAGCCUUCAUGUCUCCUUUCUACGUCGACGCAGACCCAGACCCAAACUCCGCCCCAACACAUCCAUCAUCAACCCUUCCUCUCCCUCAUAACAACAACAACGCAUCCCGUCUCCAUCAACCAGCGACAUUCUUUAUUUUCGCGGAUCUGUCAAUUCGCUCUGCAGGUCUGUAUAGAUUGCAGUUCCGGUUGAUGAAUUGGGGGUCAGUCGAGGAUACGGGACAAUCGAUGCCUAUUCUUGCAGAGGCCUGGUCGGAUGCUUUUCGUGUUUAUCCUGCGAAGGAUUUCCCGGGGAUGAGGGAUUCGUCGAUUUUGGCGGAGGGAUUAAAGGAGAUGGGGUUUUUGGAGUUGAAGACUAGGGGACAUGGGAAAGGGAAGGGGAAGAAGAGGAAGUGA
Molecule: messenger RNA, 1344 nt
Organism: Penicillium bovifimosum
Lineage: Eukaryota; Fungi; Ascomycota; Eurotiomycetes; Eurotiales; Aspergillaceae
Product: velvet factor family protein
Exons: 2
Coding region: 1-1344 (447 amino acids)
Source: RefSeq, a predicted model, not a curated record